AUGCGGUUUAACGUCGCUCGGUUGCUGCCGUUUUCUCACAGCAGAAGAAGAAGCCGACGGAGAGACAAGAGGAAGAAGAUGACAGGGCGCGCAAAAAGAAAACCCAAAUCCACUGAGGAGACGGGUAAAGGCAAUGGGGAGUUGAAGAAAGCCCGCAAUGAUGAAUCCAAAGCCGUGCCGCUGUCAGAGGUGAAUUCAGAGCAACGAGAUGAGGUGGUGCAGCUGUACAAACUUCAAAUGCCUGAAGAUCUGUACCACUUCUGGGACUUCUGCAAGGAGCUUUGUCCUGACAGCCCCCGUGGUGCGCUGAAAGACACACUUGGUUUGCAGCUGGUUGGUCCCUUUGACAUUUUGGCCGGAGCCCAUAAAAACUCCAAGAACCCUGAGCCUAACUUCCACCUUCACUGGAGGUAUUUAUACGACCCACCAGAGUUUCAGACCAUCCUUCUGGGGAGUGAAGACACUCAGCAUCACAUUGGCUACUACAGAGACACUCCUGAUUCCCUCCCUGCGUUUGUUGGGGAAAAUGAAGCGAAGAAAGGCUGCACCAUCACACAGAUGGGGGACAACGUGUUUGCUGCUGUCCUCCUGUAUUUGCUGAGGAGGAGGAAAGAGAGGGGCAGCAAGAAAGAAGCAGGAGACGCUUUGGAGAGCUUGGAGACGCAGCUGAGAGACAGGGCAGAGACUCUGGGCUUGUCUCUCGAGCAGAAAACCAAAGGCAUGAAGCAGAGGGACAAGAAGGUGGUCACCAAGACGUUCCACGGUGCCGGCAUCGUUGUACCUGUAGAUAAGAAUGAUGUAGGAUACAGAGAACUACCAGAAACAGAUGCUGGUCUCAAGAAGAUCCUCAAGGCUAUCGUUGAAGCCCGGAAUGAUGAAGAGCGCGUCAAAGCCUUUGGACCUCUCCAAGAGAUGAUCACGUUUGUUCAGUUUGCCAACGAUGAGUGCGAUUACGGCAUGGGUUACGAGCUAGGAAUGGACCUCUUCUGUUACGGAUCCCAUUAUUUCCACAAGGUUAUCAGGCAGCUGCUGCCCAUGGCCUACAGCCUCCUGAAGAGGAACUUGUUUGGGGAAAUUCUGGAGGCCCACCUCUCCAGCCGCAACCACGACGACCUGGACCAGCUCUCUGCACAUUAAAACAGACUCAAAAGAUUCUACAUUUCAGCUCUAGCUCUUAUAAGCUUUCCCCACCAUGUGUCCUUGUUUUCUGUUGUUUGUCACAGUUCAUGUUUUCUUGGUGGUUUUGGUGCUGCUGUCAUUGAUUGGAACCAUGAUAAACUUGUUUGUAAAAGGUAGAUGUCUAAUAAAAUAUUUUUAUAUAUUUA
Molecule: messenger RNA, 1325 nt
Organism: Plectropomus leopardus (leopard coralgrouper)
Lineage: Eukaryota; Metazoa; Chordata; Actinopteri; Perciformes; Serranidae
Gene: hpf1
Product: histone PARylation factor 1
Biological process (GO): regulation of protein ADP-ribosylation; DNA damage response
Cellular component (GO): nucleus
Molecular function (GO): histone binding; poly-ADP-D-ribose binding
Source: RefSeq, a predicted model, not a curated record